AAUGCCAGCGCCGAGAAAGUGCCACGACUCCACACAGACAUCGACUGACUCCUUAGCCCGGGAUAAGAUUUUUUUUGUUUUUUGCUGGCGUGGUAAGAUAGUUGAAUUCAAGGUAAUCGAUUCUGUUUAAACUCUUGCUGAAGUGAUUCAUUUAACGGAAAUCUGCCGCGAGAAAAGGUCUAGAAGGAAAGGACAUAAGCAAUCAUGGACAUCUACGAUCCUCAGACCCUUGGAAUAGUUGUGUUUGGUGGCUUCAUGGUGUUCUCAGCCAUUGGGAUUGCCCUGGUUUCAACAUUUUCUAUGAAGGAGACCUCAUAUGAAGAAGCUUUAGCCAAGCAGCGCAAGGAGCAAGGAAACACCCAGUCCAGCCAACGUACGGACAAGAAGAAAAAAGACAAGGCAGCUGAAAAGAAAAGCAGAGGAAAAAAAAAAGAAGACAAACCAAACGGGAAGCUUCCAGAGUCUGAGGCCACUCAUGAGGUUCUAGAUGCACCAGCUGAGGCCAAUCCUUCAAUUCCUCCAGUCUCAGAACAAAUAGCCGCUCCCGUUCUUAAAUCAACAGCACCUUCCCAGAAGUCUGUUCAACCAGCUCCUUCUCAGAAGUCAACUUCUCCUACCCCUGCCAAAAAAUCUGCCCCAUCUGGAUCUGCCCAAAAAUCUGCUUCUGUCCCUGCCCAACAGUCUGCAACAUCGGCCCUUGCACAAAAAUCUGUUGUGGUCCAACAGCCUGCUCCACCUGCCCAAGGCCAGAAAUCCUCUCCACAACCCCAACCCCAGAAGUCUUCUUUAACUGCCCCGGCCCAAAAAGCGACCCAGUCCGCCCCGGCCCAAAAAGCGGCCCAGCCCGCCACGGCCCAAAAAGCGGCCCAGCCCACCCCGGCCCAAAAAGCGGCCCAGCCCGCCCCGGCCCAGAAAGCGGCCCAGCCCGCCCCGGCCCAGAAAGCGGCCCAGCCCGCCCCGGCCCAGAAAGCGGCCCAGCCCGCCCCGGCCCAGAAAGCGGCCCAGCCCGCCCCGGCCCAGAAAGCGUCCCAGCCCGCCCCGGCCCAGAAAGCGGCCCAGCCCGCCGCGGCCCAAAAAGCGGCCCAGCCCGCCCCGGCCCCAAAAACGGCCCAAAAAGCGUCCCAGCCCCCCCCGGCCCAAACAGCGCCUCAGCCCACACCGGCCCAGAAAACCUCCCAACCUGCCUCAUCCCAAAAAACCUCUCCACCUGCCUCCAAUCAAAAACCCAGUCCACCUGCCCUGGCCCCGUCCAAAAAGGCUGUAGCAGGUACUAGCACUUCUGCAGUCUCUGCUGUGACCCCUUCCACCCAAGAUGCCCCCCCUGCUCCCUCUCCAAAGGACAAGAAGAAAAAGAAAGCCAAAGGGGAUUCCUCCUCUGUUGAGGUUCUGCCAAAGUCAGUUGCUCCAUUGGAGACCAUGACCAAAAAGGUUCCAGUGAUGGCAGUUCCUCCUGUUGGGACGCCACACGUUACCCCAGCAACUGCUUUGCCAUCCAGAGCUGAAGAAUCCAAACCGGAGGCUCCGGCCAAGAAGAAAGCACGAGGCAAGAAGAAGGCCGAACCAGCGGAGGCUGCAGACCCCGUGGACAGUCCGCUGUACCUGCCGUAUAAGGCUCUGGUCUCCACGGUGAAGAGUAUGGUGUUUAGCGAAGGAGAAGCCCAGCAGCUUAUUGAGAUCCUUUCUGAAAAAGGUGGCACCAUCCAGGACACCUGGCAUAAGGCCACACAGAAGGGUGAUCCGGUAGCCGUGCUGAAGAAACAGCUGGAUGAGCGAGAGAAGCAGCUGGCAGCUGAGCAGGAGGAUGCGGCAUCUGCUAAGACCCGAUUCAGAGAGUUGACUAAGGAACUGUCUGUGGAGAAGUCAAAAGUGACGUCUGUGGAGACCAGGCUGAGCUCUCAGCUAAGCAAGCGCGAGCAGGAAAUAAUCGCUUUGGAGGCGCGCAUGCAGGCCAGUUAUCAAGACCAGCUCGCUGAGACCCAGCAGCUUAAUGCUAAAAUCUUGACUCUCCAGGACCAGCUGGAGAAAGGGCCCAACACUCAGCUGGCCCGUCUGCAGCAGGAGAACUCCAUCCUCAGAGAUGCCCUCAACCAAGCUACCAGUCAGACGGAGAGCAAGCAAAAUGCUGAGUUGGCGAAACUGCGCCAGGACUGCAUUCGACUGAAUAAAGAGCUGACGGAGAAGAACGAGGCCGUGCAGGCUGAGGAGCAGCUCAAGAAAAGUCUGGAAUCUAAAGCAGCCAUGGCAGAAAAGCAACUGGCCCAGCUGCAGGCAAGCCAGGCGAGCAGUGAACAGGCCCUCCAGAAACGGCUGGAGGAAGUCAGCGAGGAGCUCCGACAGACCCAGAGCAGCCGAAACAGCUCGCAGGCGCAGCUGGAAAAAGCUCAACAGGACACCGCUGCUCUGACAGAGGCUCAAGCGCGUGUGGCCGGUGUGGAGGCUGAACUGAAAGAGCGGGCCGAACAGGUGGAGGGUCUACAGAAACAGCUGAAACAGGCACAGGUAGAGCGAGAGCAGCUGAUGGAGGGGAGCCAGAACACCGAACAGAGCCAUAGUUCAGAGUCUUUGAAGGCAGAACUGGAGCAAGCAAGUACCUGCCUGAAGGACAAAGAGAGCAGAAUUUCAACUCUUGAAGAAGAGCUGAGCCAACUUAAAAACACAAUGGCCAGUCAGGUGGAAAACACAGGAGAGCUGCAGCACUUACAGCACAGUCUAAAAGAAAAAGAAGACCAAAUAGCAGCUCUUCAAGAAGAACUUCAACAGGUUAAACAACAAAGUACAGACCUCAACAGACUUGAAAACACAGAAAUGCUGGAACAGCUACAAAACAGUUUGAAAGAAAAGGAGUCUCAGCUAGCUUCACUUAAGGAAGAGAUGAGAGGACAUGAAGAGGAAUAUAACACUAACCUGGCAGACCACACAGCCAAACUGGAGUCACUACAUAACAGCCUAACUGAGAAAGAAACUCUAGAGACGUCACUACAGCAGGAAGUGCAACAGCUCAAGGAAGUAAAUCAGUCACAGGACAAGAGUUAUGAGAAUUUGGAGAAUGUGCUGAGAUCUUUCCAGGCCGAGACCAAAGAAGUUCUUCACUCCCUUUUCCCACACAUCAGUGUAGAGACAGAGCAGACCAAAUGGCUGCAGGACUUUGCUGUAAAAGCACAAGAGGUGUUAAAUCAGAAGCAACAGAGCCAAGAAUCCCAGCAAAGCACAGAGAUGUUGGAGGUAAUGGAGAAACUGCAAGCUGCACAGGAGGGUCAGUGUACACUACAGGCAGAAUGUGAACAGUAUAGAAGCGUACUGGGCGAGACGGAAGGAAUGCUAAAAACCCUUCAGAAGAGCGUGGAAGAGGAAGAGGUGGUAUGGAAAUCCAAGAUAGUGGACUCCGAGGAGCAACUGAGGAUGGCACUCAAAAAGGUGCUAGAAUUGGAAGACUCAACAGAGAGUUUGAGAACAGAGAACCAGAGCACCCAGCAGCUGAAAGAAAAGAUGAUGCUUCUAGAGGCCCAGCUGGAGCAACAGCUGCAGUCUGCUUCCACAGAUAACCUGAGCCAAUCUGAAGAGAUGAUACACUUGAAGCAGCUUUUAUCAGAAUCAGAGAGACAGCGGAGUGCGGCAGAGGAGGAGGCUCGGGUGCAGAGGGAGGAACUUUCACAGGUCAGGCAGCAGCUGAGUGAUGUGACACAGCAAGCUCAGGGAGUGGCCAAGAAUGGGCAGCCAGAGGCAGAGGAGUGUCAGGUUCAAGCUCAGCUUGAGCAGACGUUGAAGAAACUAGAAGAGAUAAAGUCAGCAGGAGACACUGCAUCCAUGGAGGAUGUUCCACAGCUGAAGGAUUGUCUAGAUAAGGAGCGAAAGAUGACCAAAGAUUUGGGCCAAGCAGCCACUAAACUUCAGCAGCUGCUCCGAAACAGUCAGGAACAACUUGCCAAAGAAAAAGAGAAAGUGAGAACCAUGGAGGAGCAACUGCAAGUAAAGGGGAUUAAUGGUGAUGCGGAGCCGAAGGAAGGCACCUCAGUUUAAGAAGGACGACGCUAAUCGUUUUGCCAAAAAUUGCCUUAAGAUGACCAAAAUGAAGCAUUCCAGAACAUUUAUCUUUUUUUGUUGUACUGUAGUCUUGGGAAAACCUUGCACCUUUUGGAGAAGCCUUUAAUGCAACCAUAUUAUUUAGGAGAUGUGCUGGAACAAUUUUUACUUAACAUUCCAUCUAAAGCUUCUGGCUAUGUCAGAAAUUAUUCCUCAACUGCCUUAUAUAUUUUUUGUGUUCCUAUACCUCUCCCCUGACGUCAGUGUUAAAAGGGAAACCGUAUGUGCGUUAAGCGUACAACAACCGAGUGCAAUUACUUGUAAGUGAAUGAAUAUGCGUCAUUAUAUGGUACGUGGAUACAGCGCUUGGAAUGCUCUUUUGCUGGCUGAAACACCACUGUAUACAUUUGAUAAUGAAUAAAAUGCUACGAACCUUGAA
Triplophysa dalaica is the source of this 4459-nucleotide messenger RNA. RefSeq names its product ribosome binding protein 1a (gene rrbp1a). Lineage: Eukaryota; Metazoa; Chordata; Actinopteri; Cypriniformes; Nemacheilidae. Bases 205 to 4017 code for a protein of 1270 amino acids. Gene Ontology annotation, cellular component: endoplasmic reticulum membrane. Gene Ontology annotation, biological process: protein transport. The record is from RefSeq and is a predicted model, not a curated record. The transcript has 28 exons.